Messenger RNA from Salvia miltiorrhiza (redroot sage), 1433 nucleotides. Its product is annotated as AP2-like ethylene-responsive transcription factor At1g16060. The record is from RefSeq and is a predicted model, not a curated record. NCBI's taxonomy places the organism in Eukaryota, Viridiplantae, Streptophyta, Magnoliopsida, Lamiales, Lamiaceae. Gene Ontology annotation, biological process: regulation of DNA-templated transcription. The transcript has 8 exons. Bases 175 to 1167 code for a protein of 330 amino acids. Gene Ontology annotation, molecular function: DNA binding; DNA-binding transcription factor activity.
GUAUAUUAAAUUAGUUGGGAGAAAGUUGGGGAUAUAAAUUAAUAGCUAAUAGACCAAUUAAUUAAGGGCAGCAGUGAGACGGCCGCAAAAGGCCAGCCUCUUUCUCAGCCGGCUCUCCUCAAACUCUCUCUCUUAAAUUAUUAGUGAGAGUUGAUUUGAAAGGGUUGUGAAUCUAUGGGGAGAUCUUCUAAGGUGGCAAAGAAAAGUAGUGUGAGCGACGACAAUAAUAUUAAGAGUAGAAGGACGAGAAAGAGGGAGUCUCCGCACCAACGUAGCUCCGUCCACAGGGGUGUCACCAGGCACCGGUGGACGGGACGGUAUGAAGCUCAUUUGUGGGACAAAAAUUGUUGGAAUGAAUCCCAAAACAAGAAAGGAAGACAAGUUUAUCUAGGGGCCUACGAUGACGAAGAAGCAGCUGCACAUGCCUAUGACUUGGCUGCAUUGAAGUAUUGGGGACAAGAUACAGUGCUAAAUUUUCCACUAUCGACCUAUCAAAAAGAAUUCAAAGAAAUGGAACGUCAAUCGAAGGAAGAGUACAUUGGUUCACUAAGAAGGAAAAGUAGUGGGUUUUCUCGUGGCGUAUCAAAAUAUCGAGGCGUUGCCAGACACCAUCACAAUGGAAGAUGGGAAGCUCGAAUUGGAAGGGUCUUCGGCAAUAAAUAUCUGUACCUUGGGACUUUCGCUACACAAGAAGAAGCAGCGACUGCCUAUGACAUGGCAGCGAUUGAGUACCGUGGACUUAACGCCGUUACCAAUUUUGAUCUGAGCCGUUACGUUAAAUGUCACCGGCCUCACCCAGACAACCCAAAUAAUCCUCACCCGAUAUCUAACGGUAACGUUGAAUCUAAUUCCAUGCAAAACCCUAAUCAAGAAUUAGGUGAACUCGACCACCACCGCCCUAUUGAGACCACCACAUUGCCGUCGGACCAUGGCGACACCGCCACGCCCUCGUCGGCUCUAGGGCUUCUUCUACAAUCUUCAAAGUUCAAAGAAAUGUUGAAGCAAACGACGGCGUUUAACGAACCUCCGAGGAGCAGUUUCCCCGACGACAUUCAAACAUCGUUCGAGAUUCAAGAUUCGAGCAGCGUUGCUGAGGAACAUGGCAUUGUAUUCGGAGAGUAUGAUUCGUUCUCGUCGCCAAUCUUUGAAUGUGAGCUUCAAGCUUAGGUGGAAGGAACAAAGAAUUAUUAUUAAUCUAGAGAUGAAGAAGACAUUCUUUUUUUUUUUGUUUAUUUUUGUGAAUAUAAAAGCCGAAAACAAUUCAUGGCGAGAUACUACUUAGAUUGAAGGAUGAGGUUAGAAUGGGGAGUAAGUAUGGUAGAAGAGAGAAAAAAAAUUAUAGUAAUUUAUUUGAUCUUGUAGAAGCAAACGGAUACGGCAUUGGUUUGAUUUUAAAAGCGCAAAUAAAAAUGUAUAUUAUUUUCAUGAUUAAA